Messenger RNA from Cyprinus carpio (common carp), 1619 nucleotides. RefSeq names its product cytochrome P450 1A1-like. The record is from RefSeq and is a predicted model, not a curated record. NCBI's taxonomy places the organism in Eukaryota, Metazoa, Chordata, Actinopteri, Cypriniformes, Cyprinidae. Gene Ontology annotation, biological process: progesterone metabolic process; hormone biosynthetic process. Gene Ontology annotation, molecular function: heme binding; iron ion binding; steroid 17-alpha-monooxygenase activity.
GUCCAGGCGUCUGCUCUCCGGCCGUAAUGUGUGGAGAGUCAGUUUGGCCUUAAUGGUAGUAGUAUCCUCAAGCAAUGGAGCGGACAAAUCCAGCCAGCCCUCGUUGCAUCUUUCAUCGUCCUCUGCUGUCUGGAGGGUUGUAGGCUUGUUUCUGGGUCAAGAACCUCACUCUCAAAAAGAGGCUUCCAGGGCCCUUCGCUUGGCUGCUUGUGGGUAACGCCAUGCAGCUCGGCCAAAUGCCCCACAUCACCUUCUCCAAGUUGGCAAAGAGGUAUGGAAAUGUGUACCAAAUUAGACUGGGCAGCAGUGAUAUAGUGGUUCUCAAUGGAGAAUCUGCCAUACGCAAGGCACUGCUUCAACACAGCACCGAGUUUGCAGGCAGACCGAACUUUGUGUCCUUCCAGUCGGUUUCCGGUGGGACGGGCAUGACGUUCACCAACUACAGCAAGCAAUGGAAGAUGCACCGGAAGAUCGCCCAGUCCACCAUUCGUGCCUUCUCUUCUGCGAACAGCCAAACAAAAAAGUCCUUUGAGAAGCACAUCGCAGCUGAAGCCGAGGAACUGAUUGAAACGUUUCUGAGACUGAGUUCAAACCACCAAUACUUCAAUCCAUCUCAUGAACUCACAGUCGCAGCUGCUAACAUCAUCUGCGCUCUUUGUUUUGGGAAACGCUAUGCACACGAUGACUUAGAGUUCAGGACUCUCUUGAGCAAAGUGAACAAGUUUGGCGAAACCGUAGGAGCUGGGAGUUUGGUGGACGUCAUGCCUUGGUUGCAAUCUUUUCCCAAUCCUGUGAGGAGCGUAUUUCAGAGCUUCAAAGAACUUAACAAGGACUUCUUCACGUUUGUCAAAGGUAAAGUGGUGGAGCACAGGCAAAGCUACGACCCUGAGGUCACAAGAGACAUGAGUGACGCCUUUAUUGGCGUGAUUGAUCAUGCAGAUAUGGAGACGGGCUUGACUGAGGCUCAUACUGAAGGAACGGUUUCUGAUCUCAUUGGAGCAGGUCAGGAUACCAUCUCCACUGCCUUGCACUGGAUGCUGCUUCUACUGGUCAAAUACCCAUCAAUCCAAACCAAACUCCAAGAGCAGAUUGAUAAAGUAGUAGGUCGUGACAGACUCCCAUCAGUAGAAGACAAGAGCAACCUGGCCUACCUGGACGCCUUCAUCUACGAAACCAUGCGCUACACCAGCUUCGUCCCCGUCACCAUACCGCACUCCACCACCUCAGACGUCACCAUCGAAGGUCUCCACAUCCCCAAAGACACCGUGGUGUUCAUCAACCAAUGGUCCGUCAACCACGACCCUCAAAAGUGGCAGGAUCCUCACAUCUUUAACCCGUCGAGAUUCCUGGACGAGACCGGAGCUCUGGAUAAAGACCUGACCAACAGCGUGAUGGUCUUCUCUAUCGGGAAGAGACGAUGCAUCAGUGAUCAGAUCGCCAAAGUGGAAGUUUUCCUGAUCGCUGCCAUGUUAAUCCACCAACUAACCUUUGAGAAUGACCCAUCACAGGACUUGAGUUUAAACUGCUCUUAUGGGUUAACACUGAAGCCAUUUGAUUAUAAAAUCUCUGCCAAACCCAGAGGAAGCGUAUUUAAUGAAGCAUAAAUUAGUGUGUGCUUU